GCAAUUAGUACAUAACUCUUCCUCCUUCUUUCAAUUGGAAACGCAGUCUGCGGCCCAGUUCUAUCCAUUCCCUCCCACUGUUACCGAACACAGUUUGCCACAAUUCACGCCGGAUGGUCACUACCCGGAGUUCUUCCCGUCGAAAUCGUAGCUGGGGUUCCGUUCCACCGGCCGCCGUGCGUUUGAAAAAAAAACGCCCUCCGCCACUUCCGGAAAUAUGUUCUCGCAAUCGACCUCGACGCAGUCCUCGUAAACGGGUACCACUCUCUUCACUUGAAACCCAACCCCGAGCUUUAUUGCCUCCGCCGGCAACUACUCCACAAAUUAUGCUUCGUAGGCCCACGGCUAUGCACCCAGUUGCAGGUUCACCAUAUACAGGUAGAUCAGUAUCAGCCGAAUUUGAAACAAGUGUUGAUAGUUAUGUAUCCUCCUCUGAAGCUCCUUCUGUUAGUGGUAGAAGUCUUACCGCAUCUACCGAUGCGGCUAUAUCUGCAAAAGGAUCUCCUUCUUCUGAAGCUUCGAUGAACAAUUCUAUCAGUCUUACCUUAUCAACUGAAGGGGAUUCUGUAGGAAGUGGAGAUGAACAGAUUGAAGCUGACACAAGUGCUGAUGGAAAUGUUUCGUCGGGAAACGGUCCAACUUUGCAUACCAGCAGUGUCAGCUCAUAUAAUGAUGAUUCUGCAGCUACGAGUGGAGAUGGCACAUGUGUAGGUGCAACGAGUGUUGAUAGAGUUGUCUCAGAUUCAUGUGAAGAUACCAAUGUUGCCGCAACGGUGCUGCCAACUCGUGUCUUUGCUACUGAUAGGUAUCCAAGUGAUGGCAGGGUUAAUGCUUACUCUAAACUGCAGUACCUUGUCGAUAUUUUACAGAUUUUGGAUGGGACUCCUGAGUAUGAGACGUUAAUGCAGUCCCAAUUCAGUUUCUUGUUCUCCCUGCCAGUGCGCCAAUGUUCGUUAUCUGGUAAACUCCUGCAUAAUUUCCUAUCUCGGCAACUCGUCACGGAUAAUUCCCAUCAGCUUUGGUUUACAUUAGGAGGGCAGCCUUUGCGAUUUUCGUUACACGAGUUUGAACAACUAACAGGUCUCCGAUGUGGCCGUUUUCCAGAUAGGAAAACCAUAGAAAAAAACCAAAGUGCUCCCCGCGGUUGUUGUUCUUAUUUAGAAACCUUGCUUGGCCCUCAUAAGAACUUCACUAUUAAGCAGAUUGUGAAACUGUUGAAAGCAGAUAGGGAGAUGUUGGGCUGGCAGAAGCUGCGCCUUGUUCUAAUUGUUAUUGUCGAAGGUAUUUUAAUAUGUGGGACGCAACCUAUUCGCCCCUCCGUCCCCAUUGUGGAGAUGGUUAGGAAUUUAGACUUCUUCUUUAGCUACCCCUGGGGCCGCCAUUCAUUUGAAAGGACCUUAAGGAUGAUUAAAGUUGGGAAAAAAGUUCGUCGCCAGUCUGACAUUACAAAGAAAUUAAAACAACGGUCUCUUGUCAUGCACGGUUUUCCAGUAGCGAUUCAGUUGUUCCUUUUCCAGUCCAUUCCACAGCUGCUGCAGUAUGUACCUGGAGGUGAAGAUAUGCAGGAUUUUUUAGUAAGGGGCAUAGACGUGCUUCCGAAGCUGAAGACAUUUCAUACAGAUAACAUCCUUGCAGUUGAAAAUGAUGCUUCGCUUCGUGUUACCCGCAUUUCUUCUCCGUCAACUAUGCCAUCUGUUUCCCGACUACCUGCUGACUUUCAAGGAGACCGGAAGGUCGCCAAUUUAGAGAGUUUAAUUGAAAGGGGCUAUGCGUUUUCAAAGGCUGAUUGGGUAGGUGGUGACGAAUCGUUGCCACUUUUGUGUAUUUGCGGGAAAAGGAAAACAAAUGCCUGUACUUGUGGACCAUCGCUGUCCAAUUGUAGAAGCCCAACUGGCGUUGAGAAGCCUGCCCACUCAUCGGUGUCUUAUGAUGAAGUUGGUGCAUUAAAGAACAAAGUGGCCAACCUAGAAUUUGCUACUGCUGCCAGCAUUGCUCUUCUACAGAGUCAACUUACUCAGGUCCGAUUCCUUCUUUUGGAAAAGAAGGAAUCCAAUUCCAACAAUACUACUAGUACCUUAGCACGCCCUCAACCACUUGUCACACCUGCUCCUCCCUAUUACCAAGCAGGAUAUACAUUAAUCCCUCCCUUGCAUAACCAUCCAUCUCCCCUUGUCCCACCCUCUGGCGUAACUGUCCACGGGCCACUGACACUAGCAUCAGCUUCGCGGAAAAGCAAAAGGGGUUGUAGAGACGACGAUGCUAAUGUUGCUGUUGUUUCUGGGAAUGUUGGCACGGGGGGAGUUGUCUCAGAUAUCCAACCAUCGUUUACACACGCAUGCUGUCUACCCAAAUCUGCUUCUCCUGCUGAAGUCCCUACUUUUCCUUUAGCUCUGCCUAUCAACCAGGUUCAUAGCGGUGUUCCAUCUUCUGUUGUGGAAACGCGUACACCGAAGUGGGUGAACAGUUUGUCUACUAACGAUGGCAACAGAAUAGCUGACGUUGUAGACCAGUUAAAAAUAGAUGUUUCAGCACAUGGAAACUACAAUCCUUUUCCUGUUCUCCCUCCUACCAUUGUUGAGGCUUUCACCAAAACUCUACAACACUACCGUAAAGCUUGUUACGACAUUGAUGGCUCUGCCGUGCCCAACCAUUUUUUCUCGGACAUAUACACGCCCUCCACUUUUGUGGGCACAACUCAUAUGGAUGUCAUGCUUAGGCCGUUUUGGCGGAAACGUGGUUUGUACCUUUCUACGCGCAAGAUUGUCGUUUUGGACAGCUUACUUACACAACUCCUCACCUCUGCGUACUCUCCUUUUUCAAAAUCAACAACGCCUUCCGCUUAUGUUUGGCACCCUCUCUUACAAAGCUACGUUGAGGGUACAGUUGGAGAUCGCACAGAAGAUACGGUUUGGUUUGCAGAUGUUGACACAGUUUACGCACCGAUGAACUGGGGAAAAACUCACUGGGUUGCGUUGGUGAUAUCCCUAACAGCAGGUCACAUUGAUAUCUUAGAUCCAUUACUCCGUUGUACACCGAGUCACAAGAUAUCAGCUUUCAUGGAUCCGUUGGUUAAGGUGCUACCUUUCUUUAUUAAGUCAUCCUGCGAUCCUUCAUAUACAAAUCUACUUCCCCAAAAAGAAUUUACGUACUCUCGUUGUAAAGAAAUCCCUCAGGCAACUCGGCUCGGCGACUGUGGUCCCUUCGCGAUAAAGUUAAUUGAGUUGCACUCCCACUUGUACUCUCUACAGGAAAUGGGCACCAUUUCAGAGGAGCUUGUUGACAUGUUUCGUAUGCAGUACGCUAUUGAUGUGUAUGAGGAGUUUAUUGGUAAGGUCGUCGCUCGCCUUCUUGAUGAUGCUGCAGUAGAAAUAUAUCGCCACCUCUCCCGGUCUGGUUUUUCAAACCUUGCUCCCUUAUUGCUUGUGUCCAAAAAACAAAGCAGUCUUGCAUUUUCCAGUGGCGUUUUACAUGACAUCUCUCUUCAUGAGUUCUUCAAUACCCCAGAUCUUGUCAACGAAGAGUCUCCAUUUCGUGUGUUUUUUAAAAAGUGCGUCUCUGCACAAAAUCCUGUAGCCACCUACUUGGAGAGCAUCCGCCUAGCUGCAAAGGAUGGUGCCUUCACUGACGCUAUUGCCUUGCUUUCCUCACAUGCUGUACUUUCUGAUUGUGCUUUGUUCGCCAGGGGUUUGUUUUUAAUAUUUGCAAAUUCUCCAAAUGAAGGUCUUGCCGAACUCUCUACUCUGUUAAGCCGAGUUGAAACCAAUGCCCGCUUGCAUUCCAUUGGAGCUGUUGUCUACCGGCAGAUCCUUAGUUUCCGCCCUCUCAAUAGGCGCCUGUUUCCCAACUUACUGCUUCUUGACCAGUUACCAGGCUGCAUAGGCCAGCCUUGCGCCCUACCAUACCGCUGUCUCAAUUGUUUUCUUUAUUGGUUUAUCAUAGCCUUGAACAAUCGCAUUUAGUUUACUAUUCCGAAGCUUCUAUUAUGACCUGCUGUUUUAACUUUCUAUUAAGUUCUUUCCCAUCUUCUACCUUGUAUUAUAGUACGUACUCCUAAAUGAAACUGUGUUAUGCUU
This is a messenger RNA of Arabidopsis arenosa, 4073 nucleotides long. NCBI's taxonomy places the organism in Eukaryota, Viridiplantae, Streptophyta, Magnoliopsida, Brassicales, Brassicaceae. The record is from the annotation of a GenBank genome assembly.